ACAGUCUCUGAGCCAGAACUAGGUACAGACCAGCCGCGGACAGACUACCGUUUCAGUAACUAUAAAUACACAUCCCUCAGAGAUGGCCUCGCUAAGUUCCGCUCCCCGUCCCCCACCAAAGACAGCACUAGUGUGUCACAUGACGACCUGCGAGUUUAUAACGAUCCGGAGCUGGACGCAUUGGAUCGUAAGUCUUACAGUAUUGAUGUUGGUCUGAACACGUUAGGUCUGGACCGGACAUCACCUCGCAAGUUUAAUCCCUCUCCGGAACGCCUCAACAACAGCAACCGCGAUGCUGGCGAGUCUCCGGUAGGCACACCAAGGAGAGGUCAAAAGGUCGCAGAAAAGAGGUCACAAAGUUCAGGUCCACGAAGUCGAGAGGUCACUAAAUCUGCACCCUGGGAUAUUGAAAAGCGUUACUAUAGUUACCGGUACCAACAGCCUGUGAAAAACCUAGUGGAGAAGUACCAAGGCUUGAAUCUGAAAAACUAGACUUUGUCAGGACUUCAGUGGGAAGAAAAACAAUUUUAAGUUUUUAUGUACAGAACUUAAGAUCUGUUUUGUACAUCAACGUCUUCCUGAUUUGAUUCAGCAUUACAUGUUCUAGUUAUCAGCCAGUUGAUAUUCAGUAGGUUAUUCGUUAGCUAAGAUUGAAUUAACAUUUUGACAAACACAUCAGUACAAAAUAGCAUUGCAGGGCUAUUUCUGAGAGCUUUUUUGGGGGCUGAUAAUGGGCCCUGUUACCAAUAGAAAUUACGUUAUUUUUAAGUCAAUUUUCAAAAACUUUUUACUGUUUGCUUCAGGAUCCAAGCCAAUCUAGUUUCCUCUGAAAAUGAGACAAUUAAAUGGCCUCUCCCAAACCAAAGAAGAAAGCCCUGCAUUGUAAGGUGUCAGAUUUUUUAGUUGUCGGAAGAAAUAGCUGAGUAGUCAUACAAAUAAGUUCGAAUCUUAAGUUUUAAUGAAUGUCUGCUACAACCCUCCAUCUAAACAUGGAAAAACAUUAGAUAUACAAAAGUCCACGAUAGAGGGAAGGUCGUGUGUAUGACAAAAAUCUGUUGCGAUAGAAUUGAGCGAGACGGUGUAAAUAGAAAAAAUUAUCUGUGAUAUAUACAUAGUAGUUUCUGAAGACCAGGACUUAUAUUUUCAUCUCUGAUACAUAGUCAGAAUUUAACUUUCCAUUUUCCUUUUCAUACUUAUAAAUGCUUGUAGAAUUAAAACACUUGAUCAUUUCUCACUGGUGUGUUCACCCUUUUCCAUUUUAGAACUUUUCUGGUGGCUUUGUCCUCGAGAAGAGGAAAAUGAAGUUUUGAGAAAUAGUCUUCGUGUGUUUAGUUGGCCAUGGUUAUAGGAUAUAGGUAAUUACUUCUAUCUACUUACUUUAAAGCCCUGUGUCUUCCCUACGCUUUAGGUUGUCUAGUAACAUCUGUGUUUCCAGUCAGUCAACACUUCAGUGUUGAUUUUGUUGACUUUCGUUAUAACAUCACAAAAAUUGGAUCAUACAGAAUAGAAUUCUCAUCUAGAUAUUCACACGAGUUAAUAUUUAGAUUAAAAUUAAAUUGUUGAAUUACUUAAGAAUCAGAUAGGAGGCAGCUACUGCAGGUUAAGGAUGGAUACAUCAACCCUAAACCGGUAUUUUGGUAUAACAGUACAUGUAUUCUACUAUUAAUAUUCGAUCUAUUCAGUCCACUUAGAUGAUAAAAUUUUUCACUCUUACCUCAGAAAUAUUCAUUUAGAUUUGUUUUUUACGAUUACAUGCAAACUGGGUCAUUUGUAAGUUAUCUAAUUUCUUGCAAUUUUCUUUUUCUUUUUUUUUUCAAAAAUGAUCAAUUUGUAUGAUGUUUUACUACAACACUGUAACACGGGUUUGCAGUCUUGCCUUACAAAUUAAAUGAGGUGUGUAGUAAAAAUUGUAGGUACCUUUUUAUACCGUGUUAAUAUCAUGUCAAAUGGUGCAGCAUUUAUAUAUACAUUGUGUGUAUAACACUGGUGCAGAAAUUAAUACUUCAAGGGAGGUAACUCCUAUCCCAAUGGUGUGUCAUUACUCAAGUUGUCUCCCCUGAAUGUUACUGUAGAAUUCUUGUUUAGUGUUAGUAUGGCGGGAGUGAACACGGUACAUUAGUGUGAAGUUUUACAGGAAUUACAGCAGUUACAGGAUUAGGGAAAGACACAUACCUGGUAUGUUGUCUGUAUCAUAACUCGCAAUGAUAGAAUAUUUCAUUAUUUCUUUGCUAUUACGACACUGUUGAGUCAACAGAGAAACUUACUUUUGUUAUUUUGACAGAACAGGAAUACAAGAGAAUGAUUUUACGCACACUGCUGAGAAAUCCCUAAAAGUAUCAUGUAAUACGAAUGUAAAACCUUAGAUUUGUGGUAAAAAAUAUUUUUACUGAAGACUGGAGUUAAGUCUUAACCUUCAACAAGUCAGCUAGGCUUGUUGUCUGUGCCAGUUUUCACACUCUCCAUAAAAUUCAUCAAUCCUGUACAUACAGACCCUGAUACAAACAGAAAAGAGACAACAUUAUAUAAGCCUGCUGCCUGUAAUAACAAGCCUUGUAUAAUCUCGGGUAUAUUACCAUACGUUUCCGUCCAUUUAGCCCUGUGAUUGUACAGUUGUUAUUUCCCAUUUUGCAUGUGUCUGUUGCUUCCUUCUCUGUAAUUACUUGACAAACAAAUUAUGUUGAUCAAUAAAUUGUUGGGAAUAUUUGAUUACACAAAACAUUCCAGAUCUCUCAUAUUCCUGCCAUUUUGAACAAGUCCUUCUUAUGCUGCCAGACUUUGGCGUUAUAUAGGUCAGUACUACAAUGUUUUCCCUCAGGCUGUUUUAUCCAGUUAUAACCAGUUUUUACCAGUUAUAACAGUAGUCUUUGUGAGUUAUGUGUAUAGAAAACAAACAUUAUGUUAACAGUUUAUCUACAUGCUAGUCAUACCUUGGUUUUGUUGAGUUGGUGUUUUUU
Messenger RNA from Pecten maximus, 2954 nucleotides. RefSeq lists its product as uncharacterized. Lineage: Eukaryota; Metazoa; Mollusca; Bivalvia; Pectinida; Pectinidae. The annotation marks the transcript as partial. The record is from RefSeq and is a predicted model, not a curated record. The transcript has a single exon.